Molecule: messenger RNA, 1485 nt
Organism: Paramormyrops kingsleyae
Lineage: Eukaryota; Metazoa; Chordata; Actinopteri; Osteoglossiformes; Mormyridae
Gene: cldc1
Product: C-type lectin domain containing 1
Source: RefSeq, a predicted model, not a curated record
CCCCUCACCCCUCACCCAGAACAGUACAAAAUAGCAGGGGAGCACAGGCACAUGCCAAAGAAAUAUCAGGCAAAACCAGAGGUCCCUGUGUGAAAACAACAACUUUCAAGUCAACUUUCAAGUCAAGUGUGUGUUCCAGGACAGAAAACCUUUAUCUUCUGGAAUGUUCUGACAGCAGAUAUUCUUUGGAUUUCUCAGACUGUGGGGUCACUUUUGUCUGCUUUUUAAAUAACUUAUGAUCUAACUGAAGAAGGGAGGAAAAAAUAACUUUAAAUUCUUUAAAAUAUUGUGGAUAACAAGAAAGAAAUUGGUGUCAGCAGCUCAGGGACAAAAAAAAGGAAGCAAGCCAGAUUUUAUAGGCAGAACAUGGAGAAUUAUACCAGCUUGCAGGAUUUCAGUGAGAGCGUCUCCCCCGGAGGCAAAUCUCCCAGUCUCCUGGAAAACCAGGCCAGUCCAGGGGUGGGGGCCAAGCAGGCGACAGGAUGCAUGAGGAGCCGGGCCACUGCUGUUCUCGUCAUCUCCCUGCUGCUCUCCAUCUGUGCCAACAUCGCCCUGAGCGUCCUGCUGUACAACAGACCUGUGAAUACUGGCAGCUCUCGGGCAGGGAUAGUGGGAGAGACAUCUGCUCUCACCCAAAAGUACAAUCUUCUCAGCCAGCGCUACACCACUCUCUGCGGGGACUACCACACCCUGGUCCAGAACUGCACAGAACCAGGAAGUGCGGUGAAGCACUGCACACCCUGCCCCCCGAGCUGGGUGGAGUUCAAGGACAAGUGUUACUACUUCAGCAAAGACAAGCUGGACUGGGAGAGCAGCAAGGCCAGCUGUGAGAGUCUGGGCAGCCACCUGGUUGUCCUGCGCAGUCAUGGGCAACACGAGGCCCUGGAGCAGGAGGUGCGGAGACUCAGAGAGCUGGACUACCACUUCUGGAUUGGUCUGUCGGACAGGGAGACCGAAGGGGACUGGAAAUGGGUGGACAACUCCCCUGUCAACUUCACGUACUGGAACGUGGAGAAUUCCCAGCCAGAUAACCACCUGUCUGGCGGUAUCCAUGGAGAAGACUGCGCGGUUCUGAAUUCAAUCCACAAAUACUGGGCUGAUGUGCCCUGCGACUUCCUGUACAAACGGAUUUGCGAAAUGAACGCUGUUAAGAUGAACUGAUUGAUUUUACCACAGCCCAACUGGGAAUAAGGAUCUAGUUAUUUAGCUUAAAAUGAUUUUUGAUAUUUUGAUUUUUGAUAUGUUUUAUCAUGGUCUUUUAUCUUAAAUCAAAUCUAAUUAAAAAGUGUUUAGGGCUGUUUCCUGAAUAUAAUAAAUGAUUCUUUCACUAAAAACCUUAGCGAAGGUAUGAUGUUACAGAAUGGUACAGCUUUGUAUAGAUGGAUGGUGAUUUUUAAUCAUGGAUGUGACGAACUGAGACAUAUGUUACAAACUGUGUAAAGCAGAAGAACAGUGAAGAACAAUAAAAACUGACCACACACUGGA